AUGGAUACUUACGGCGGUCCUUCUUUUGUUUCCCAUCUGAUACGGCGACAAGGCUAUCAGUCUCAAAACAUCUCCGAUGCAACCCAUGUAGUCGACUACUGGGGAUAUGCGGCGCGAGUAGUCCCAUGCGCCAAUGACCCUGGAACAUGCGAAUACUUUGAGUCCGUCUAUGGAGGUCACAAACGUGGUAUGCUCUAUACUGGCAUUCUAUGGGCAACCAUUGGUGGCAUCCUCAUCACCUGGGCUAUUGCACGUCACUUCUGGUACCUCAGCAAUGUGCCCCAAGUCAGUCUGGCCGCGCAGGAGACGUCUGAGUCGUCUGUAGACCAGGAGAACAAGGCAUACACCCACCAGAGGGGCUUCUUCCGUCGUCUCACGGAUGCCAUUUCCGCCACUACCCGACACUACACCCUCUCUGAGUCUUUCGGCUUCAUCUUCGGCCGCACAACCCGCCUACAAGUCAUCAUUUUGACCACAUUGUGUGGUUACCUUGCCAUCUUUACCUUUGCAGGUAUCAUGUACAAGGAAUGGGUUACACCUGUCAAGGGUCAUGAAGGUCUUUUCCAGCGCCGUUCAUGGGUGGGCUCUUGGUCUGACAGGCUCGGUGUCCUCGCCUAUGCAUUGACACCCUUUUCCGUCAUAUUGGCCUCGAGAGAGUCUAUUCUAUCUCUACUUACAGGCGUACCUUAUCAGAGCUUCAACUUCCUCCAUCGUUGGCUUGGUUGGGUCAUCUUCCUCCAGUCUCUUGUCCAUACUAUCGGCUGGACCGUCAUUGAGGCCCACCACUACCAGCCUCAACCUGAAGUAGCUGACAAGUGGAUCAAGCAGCUCUACAUGAUCUGGGGCUGUGUCGCUAUGAUUUUACUGUUCUUGCUUGUAUUGCUUGCAACUCCCUGGGGCAUCCGACUUACUGGCUAUGAGUUCUUCCGUAAGAGUCAUUACGUCCUGGCUAUGGUUUACAUUGGCGCUUGCUGGGGACAUUGGCAGCCUUUGAAGGUGUUCAUGGUCCCUGGUCUCGCUAUCUGGCUUAUCGACCGCGGCGCUCGCCUUGCCCGCUCUUGGCUUAUUCAUUACCAGAAUCUCCCAGAUGGAAGUAUGGGAUUUCGAUCCGCAUCUGCUGACAUAACGCUGUUCCCCGACGAACAAUUCGGCGACAUUACCCGUCUCGACUUUGUCCACUCACAAAACCCUUGGAAGCCAGGCCAGCACUUUUAUCUUUGUUUCCCCAAGUCAAGCGUCUGGCAAUCUCAUCCCUUCACUCCAUUAAGUCUGCCUGUUGAGGUUGAUGGUACAGUCAAGCAUUCCUACGUUUUCCGAGCUCGCGGGGGAGAAACUCGCAAGAUCGCGCAGAUGGCUGCCAAAGGCAGUGCAUCAACAUCCGUGGUCCUUCAGGGCCCGUAUGGCGAGGAUCAUUCUGCUCAUCUGACCCCAGACGUGAACGUACUCUGCGUCGCUGGAGGCACUGGUAUAGCUUAUGUUCUUCCUGUAUUACUCUGGCUCGCCAGUCAGUCUCCCACCGCGAACCGUCAAAUCAGUCUUAUCUGGAGUGUUCGGCGUCGCCAUGAUGUUGACUGGGUCCGUACCGAGCUUGCGAAGUUGGCCUCUAGCCCGCACAAUAUCGAUGUUAAGCUCUACGUAACUCGAGAGGAUGCAUCCCCUGGCACCACUGCAGACGCCGAAACAAAGGAUGAAACUGCAGCAGACACACAAUAUCUGCCUGGCUUCCGCGAUGGUCAGCGUCCACAAUCAGACACUGCUGUGUCCAAUUUCCUGUCGCAGAACGUUCGUGGUCGCACUUCAGUCUUUACAAGUGGACCUGGAGGCAUGAUCUCAGACAUGCGUACAGCUGUUGCCAGGGUCAAUUCCGGCUGUGAUGCAUGGAGAGGCAACGAUAAUGCCAAUGUCCAGUUGAUCUGUGACGAUAGAUUAGAAUGGUAA
Messenger RNA from Fusarium venenatum, 1938 nucleotides. Its product is annotated as ferric reductase transmembrane component 5. Lineage: Eukaryota; Fungi; Ascomycota; Sordariomycetes; Hypocreales; Nectriaceae. Gene Ontology annotation, cellular component: plasma membrane. Gene Ontology annotation, biological process: intracellular iron ion homeostasis; copper ion import; iron ion transport. The record is from RefSeq and is a predicted model, not a curated record. Gene Ontology annotation, molecular function: ferric-chelate reductase activity.